This is a messenger RNA of Metopolophium dirhodum (rose-grain aphid), 1488 nucleotides long. Its product is annotated as zinc finger MYM-type protein 1-like. The coding region runs from base 1 to 1488 and encodes 495 amino acids. The record is from RefSeq and is a predicted model, not a curated record. The transcript is spliced from 2 exons. Lineage: Eukaryota; Metazoa; Arthropoda; Insecta; Hemiptera; Aphididae.
AUGCCCGAUGAAAAUUUUUCUUUUCCUACAAAAGCAGUUAUUGUUGGAAAAGAAAAAACACCAAGAUUUUUAAAAUUUCAAUUUAAAUGGUUUUCUAGCUAUUCUUGGUUAGUAUAUUCUGCUAUUGACAACGGAGCGUACUGUAAAUUUUGCGUAGCUUUUUCCAAAUACUCUGGAGGGAUUAACAAUCAGUCACUAGGCUCGUUGGUCAUAAAAAAAUAUGAUAAUUGGAGACAUGCGUUAGAGUAUUUUAAAAAUCACUCAAAUCUCGAAUAUCACAAAAAAUGUGUGUUGGAUGCAGAUAGAUUUUUAAACAUGGUGAAAAAUCCUACUUUAUCGAUUGAUAAACAAAUUGACAUUGGAAAAGCUAGAGAAGUAAUGAAAAAUCGUAAAAAUAUAGUUCCUAUAAUCGAAGCAAUUAUUUUGUGUGGCCGUCAAAAUUUAGCGCUUAGAGGUCAUCGAGAUUCAGGAAAAAUUUUAACAUGUUCAGAUUCCGAAAUAAACAAUGAAGGCAAUUUUAGAGAAAUUCUUCGAUACAGGGCUCAAGGUGAUAAUGAUUUGAAAUCAUAUUUAGAAGGUCCUGGAACAAUCAAAUAUACUAGUGCUACAAGUCAGAACGCAAUUAUUGAAGCGUGCAAUAAGGUAUUGCUUGAUAAAAUAGUUUCAAGGGUUAAUGCAUCAAAAUGCUUUUCUAUUUUAGCAGACGAAACAGCAGAUGUGUCGGGGGAAGAACAAGUGUCUCUAUGUGUAAGGUAUGUUGAAAUAAACCAUCUUGAACUCCGCGAAGAAUUUUUACAAUUUGUGCCAACAUUUGACGUGACGGGAAAGGGAUUGGCAAAACUAAUUAUUGAUAAUCUUCAAAAAUAUGGCAUAGAUACUAAGUACUUAAGAGGCCAAGGAUAUGAUGGAGCAGCAUCCAUGUCAGGUAAAUUAAAUGGAGUUCAAGCACACAUAAAAAAAAUACACCCAUUGGCAAUGUACGUACAUUGCUCAGCACAUUCAUUAAACCUGGCAGUUUCUAAAUCGUGUAGUGCAGCAGAAUUAAGAGAUUGCUUAUCAACUUUAGGUAAAGUCCGUGACUUUUUCAUUUAUCCAAAAAGAAAAUCUGUUUUACAUCAUCAAAUUGAAAGUUCUUCCGAGAUAUCAUCAAAAAAAACAUUAAAAAGAAGUUGCGAAACAAGAUGGAUCGAAAGAUUUCAUGCAGUUAAUGAUUUUAUAGAGCUUUAUAAUCACGUUAUUGAAUCAUUAGAAAUAAUAUCUGAAUGGGUUGAUAGUGAAACAUCGGGUAAAGCAAGGAUUCUUAGAAACGCUGUAUUAAAUUUAGAAUUUUUGGUAUCUCUGUUCGUGUUAAAUAAAGGAUUUAGUAUAGGAUUACCUCUAUCAAAAUUAUUACAAAAUCCAAAUAUUGACUUAAAAGUAGCAGUAAUACUAGCCAAUGAUACUAAACAGGAGUUACAAGAUCUCAGAAAAAAUGCUGAAGAAUUUUGA